AUGUUGACUCAUGGAAGCACAAACCCAAAGACUUCAGUUCCUAGAACAGUAGGAGGCGGUAAUGCUCCUUUAGCUGGUUGCAAACCGCCGUUAAACAAGAAGAAGAAGAAGAAGAAGAAGAAGAAGAAGAAGAAGAAGAAGAAGAAGAAGAAGAAGAAGAAGAAGAAGAAGAAGAAGAAGAAGAAGAAGAAGAAGAAGAAGAAGAAGAAGAAGAAGAAGAAGAAGACCCUUCUCUUCCACUGUGAAAUGAGCAGAAAGUGA
Knipowitschia caucasica is the source of this 261-nucleotide messenger RNA. Lineage: Eukaryota; Metazoa; Chordata; Actinopteri; Gobiiformes; Gobiidae. The record is from the annotation of a GenBank genome assembly.